AUGAAUAUACCAAACGAUUAUCUUUGUCCAAUAACACUUGAAAUUAUGAACAUCCCUGUUAUACUAAUUGAAGAUGGACGUAGCUAUGAAAAGGCUUCAUUAGAACGUUGGCUGAUAAAUAAGAAUACAUCCCCAAUGACUAAUAAAGUAUUAAAAAGUAAGGAGUUCGUUAUAAAUAUUAGUUUAAAGAAUGCUAUCGAAGAAUUUCGCGAGAAACAGACAAAAGCGCAGCACUAUCAAGAAAUGUCAACAGCGUUAGAAAUUAAGACUGGAGCAUUACCGCAGAAGUUUAAAGAUAAAAAUUACUGUCAAUUACUUAUUAAAAUUUGCCUAUUAGGGGAUCGUUAUGUAGGUAAAACAUCAAUUCUCAAAUAUUUACAAUUUCAAGAUCAAAUUUCGAACAAGGUAUAUGCUGCGACCAUUGGGCCUGAUAUGAUAUCAUUACAUUUAAAUCGUUUAUUUAAAAAUUGUUAUGCUGUUUCCAUAGUUUUAUUUGAUUUGCCAGGUGAGCUAAAAUGGAAGGAUUUAUGGAAAAGUCAAUAUCAAUGUCAUGGUGCUAUACUUGUGUGUGACGUAACUAACCCUAAAACAUUACAAAACAUUGAAAAAAUAUGGUACCCUGCAUUAAAAGAAUACGGAUAUGAUAUAUUUGAAGGAGUAAUUCUUUGCAAUAAAUCUGAUUUAAUUGACGAUUUAACAGAUGAAAUAUAUAAAGAUGCAGAACAAUUUUCAAUAAGAAAUAACAUGUCCUUAUUUUAUACAUCGGCAAUUACAGGAAAAAAUGUACAGAUAAUGUUCAACCAAUUGGUGUUAUCCAUACUGAAUAAUAAUGUUUUAGUGAAUAGAUUAAAGGAAUCUGACAAUAUAGUGUUAACAUCAAAACAUAAAGAAGAACCAAGGAAAGAAAAGACUGGCGGAAAUUCAUGUUGUACUUCGCUUGAUAAUAUACAUUAA
Molecule: messenger RNA, 954 nt
Organism: Rotaria socialis
Lineage: Eukaryota; Metazoa; Rotifera; Eurotatoria; Philodinida; Philodinidae
Source: the annotation of a GenBank genome assembly